Vespa mandarinia (Asian giant hornet) is the source of this 692-nucleotide messenger RNA. RefSeq lists its product as uncharacterized. Lineage: Eukaryota; Metazoa; Arthropoda; Insecta; Hymenoptera; Vespidae. The record is from RefSeq and is a predicted model, not a curated record.
UACAUCGUACUUACAUGUUGUUUACUAGCUCUCUAGACCAAAUCUCAACCUUCCCAUACCCACGUAUAUACCUCGAGACCAUGAAUCCGAUGUAUCCUGUCCUAGAGAAGAUACGCCAUGGAGUCUAUUGCUGAUUAUAAACAUCCGCUCGUACUUUAGCAUGGAUAUUCGCAUCAGAUAUUUCAACAUUUCUUUCGGGGAAACCGAGUAUAAAACUAACGUUGCUUCUUCAGAUACACCACAGUAGAAAUAGGCGAGACUGUUCGACAAGUAAAUAAGCUAUGAAAUACUUUUUGUAUAUCAUGGCAAUAGCCAUGUGCGAUGCUGCGAGAAUACCACGUCAAUUAGAGUACGAACAUUUUCCGAAUUUUCGAACGAUUGAUCACGGACACGGUGCAACCAGCUAUCAAAAUGUACACGUCGAUAAUUACGAAGAUCUGCCUCUUUCAUCGAAUUAUGUGAACGGAGUGAGUGAUUUGGAUUUGACAGUACAUCAUGACAGCGAUAUCGUGCCAAUUUUAGAACACUCUAAUGAAUUGGGACACGUUGAUGAAUCACAUGCGGAAAUAUCAACUUUUAAUGGAAUCUUAUCAUCGUCUUAUCACGAUAUAGAGACAGAACCUCAUCCAUAUUACGAUGAACAUUAUGAAAAUCAUUUCGACGAUCAUAAUAUCGAAGGACAUCAUAUAUAA